Messenger RNA from Paramecium tetraurelia, 3042 nucleotides. RefSeq lists its product as uncharacterized. Gene Ontology annotation, cellular component: nucleolus; TRAMP complex. Lineage: Eukaryota; Ciliophora; Oligohymenophorea; Peniculida; Parameciidae. Gene Ontology annotation, biological process: RNA 3'-end processing. The record is from RefSeq and is a predicted model, not a curated record. Gene Ontology annotation, molecular function: poly(A) RNA polymerase activity; mRNA binding. The transcript has 10 exons.
AUGAAUUUUCUCCAGCCUUUCAAUUAUUGCUUGUAUCCAUAUAGGCAUCCUUAUUAUUAUAAUUUGUAUGCGGAUAACAUUCAUGAAUAGAAUUCAUCGACUGCAACAUACAAGUCAGAAGUGAUAUCAUGGCUCGCUACACUGGAAUAAUCCGAAUUGUAUAAGCUAUUUCAGAUUAAAGGAUAAAUAAAAACCUUUCCAAUAAUGAAAAUGUACAUCUAUGACAAACUAAAUAACCCUUCAAUUUAUGCACUACUUCAAAAAAAAACAAUUAAUUUGGAGUCUAAAAUUGAUGAUUAGUUCAUGAUGAAUUUUAAAGCAGUCCAUCCCAAAGCAGAAGAAUUAUAUUCGAAAUUGAAUAUCGUUGACGAUGAAAAUUUUAUGGAUACUAUUUUCGUUGCUGAACCACAUUUGGAAAAUUUAAACUCAUUUUUGGAUUUAUUGCAGGACCUUUCUGAUAAAUAUUUUCUAUCCACAUUCCCAAAAACCUCAUUAGAAAAAGCAGAAGACCCUAUUUGGUUUCAUCAGAACAGUUUUCAUAGUUGCACAGUCUGGAUCAUCAAGGAAUUUGAAAAAAAUAUUUCAUUCCAUUACAAUCUUCACAGAGAGAAAAAGAAAAAACAGAGACUCUUUAGAGAGCCUAUCUAUAAAAAUACCUCAAGCGAACUAAAGGAAUUCUUUUUAUAAAAUCUAGCCAAUAAUAAGGAAAGAUUAACCUACUAUUUCUAGGAAAUAUAUUCAGAAAUUAAAUAGCAACCUGAUCGUUUGGAAAAUAGAUUUUACGAAAACAUAUUCUCAGGCACAGCCAUCAAAUUAUUGAAAUCACAAGUUGAAUUACUGUUUAAUUUUUAACUAAAAUGUCACACAGAUACAAAUAUCAUUAAUACUAUGCUAAUUUCAUCUAUGAAUGACUUAGUUGAUUAGAAAACCUACAUUUUAAAGAAGUUUUACAAAAUAGUCUAACAAUUAUUUUAAGAACAUUUAGAAUAAGAAUUAUUUAAAACUGAAAAUUUAGAUAAAAAACAAAAAAAAGAUAAAAAAAAGAAGAAAAAGAAAUUCUAAAAAAUGUUAACAUUUAAAGGACUAGAUCCAAUUGAAUUAGAUAAAAGAUUGUCAAGCAAAAAUCUUUAAGAAUCAAACAUAUUAAGGUUUUAAAGAUCCUAUUCACAAAGCAACCUAACUUAUACCUAUGUUACACCUCCAAACACCCCAUCAGCUUAGGAAAUUAGCGAUGAUUUAAAUGAAUCCAACAAGUCUUCAAACACAUAGCAAUAAUCUUAUAAAGUUUAAUGUUUCAAAAAUUUAAAGACUAAUCUAAAAUAAACUGAAUAGUAAUCCAUCUCUUAAUAAUUUAUCACAGAUUCCGAUAUUCCAAUACAUGAUGACUAUAUUGAUGUUGGUCAAACAAUUACAAUUCACAUUUUAGAGAUUGCAAAUAUAUCUCUAAAUGAUGAAAAUUCAUUUAAGGAAUAAUUUUUGAAAGAGUAAAAAAGAAUGAAAAAAAAGUAAAAAGGAUAUUAAGAAUCAAUACCAGAAAGCAGAGAUGAACAAUUAUAAUUAUAAUCGCCUUAAUCCGAAAUCACCAGAUUUUCAAUUGAAACUCAAGCAUAAACAAUUAAAAGUCAUUGUUCUAAUAGAACUUCUUCUACAUCAGAAGAAGAAGAAACAAAAUAGAAAAAAAAUUAGAUGAAAAAUUCAAUUAAAAUUAAAAAAAACAAUAAUGAAAAAUAAAAAAAUAUAACGAAAUUGAUUAGUUCAUUCAAAAGGAAUCAGUUUGAGGACUCAUAAUGUCAAUAAGAUAUUAAUUCAAUUUCAAAUGAAAGUGAAUAGAUUUCUCAAAACACUUUAGAGGAUGAAAUCACUCAUUCAAUUUAAAAGAAAAAUUAGCAAAUCGACAAGAAAAAGAAUCUAAGCAUAAAGCCAUAAAGUUCAGAAAAAAGCUUGAAAGAGUAAUUAGAAAAUGUAUAAUAAAAGGGAAAAUAAAAAUUGAUUGAAUAAAUCAAUUUAGACAUUCUUGAUUUCACUGAUAAUAUUAUGAGUGAAUACGAAAACAUGCUCCCAUUUAGACUUUUGGCUUUUGACAGAGUUAAAUCAGUAAUUUAGAAAGUGUUCUUAGGUAUUCCUGAUGGAAUGAUUAUGCUCUUUGGCUCAUGUGCGACAGGAUUAGCUUUAAUAGAUUCGGAUAUCGAUAUUGGGAUCAAUGGUUUAGAAGUCUAUAAUAGGAAUAUGUUAAAAAGUCAUUUUGAUAACUUAUUUUUUGAGUUUACUAGAAAAAAGUGGGUGGUCAAGGCAAAUCCAAUAUUUAAUUCAGCUGUUCCAAUUAUCAAAUUAGAAAUAGAUCCAUAGAUUAACAUAUUUGAAUAUGAAGGAAGGAACUUGGACGAUUAACAAAUUCAAUUGUGGAAAAAGCUAAAGCAGAAAUUAAAGAGUGGUAUAAAGGUUGACAUCUCUUUUAAUUUUAAUGGGAAUGGCAAUUAUCCUACUCAUAUUGGUUCAAUAACUACUGAUUUGGUUAAAAAGUGGAUGGAAGAAUACCCAUCUUUAUAAUAGAUUGUACUCAUUUUAAAAUCUAUGAUUAAAAAGCUUAAGCUCUCUGAAUCAUAUACAGGAGGGUUAUCCUCCUACUCAUUAAUAAUUAUGGUUUACUCUUACAUGAGAGAAUAGAGAAUUACUUCUAAUUUAAUCAGCGAACAAUUUAUUGACUUGCUUAACUUUUACAUAAAAUUCUUCGAUUCCUCUUCUACUGGAAUAGGUCUGCUGGCAAAUAUUAAUGAUCCCAAUUCUAGUUAUUUUUUUAAUUUAUAAGACUAUUGCUUGCCUGCUUUGCCGAUUACGAUAUUUAAUCCAUACAAUAGAAAAUUACUUACUCAUUCUUGUGUCCAAAUUAACAAGAUAUUUGAUUUCUUUAAAUUAAUUUUAAAGGAAUUAGAUGCAAAAUAAGAUUUUUAUUGUAACUAUGUAGUGUUAGGAAAGAAGAAACAAUAAAAAUUAAAUAAAUCGUUAGAGAAUUUUAUUGUUAGCAUUUUAGAAUAAAUAAAAUGA